CUAAUUAUACAGAAUCAAAAAUAGAUUUUCCCGAAGAAAAAUUAAUAUUCUGCCCCCCCCCUCCUCCCUCUUCUUGGGAAAAAAUAAGUGCAACAGGUGUGUGGAUGCUGGAUUAGAACUGGACAUCACAAAAGAUCAAAAAUGGCAAUAGUAUGGAGUUUCACGUUAUCGUUAAUGGUUCUUCUGACGAAUUCUUUUUAUCCACUUAACGCCCAUCGUGAGCAUAAGGUUCACAAUAUUGUUUUGUAUCCGGAUAAGCAGAGUUGGUGUAAAACAACGCCAAUUAAGCAGGUUGUCACUUGGCCUCAAUGCUCAUCCCAAGAAUUGGAUAACAAUGUUUGUGUUGGUGCCUGUUUCUCCUACAUGGUACCACACAGUGAACCAUCAGCUCCUGGUGAUUUGAUUCGACCCUAUUGUGAUUCAUGUCAACCUUUGGACAGUGUUUGGCACACGGUAACUCUCGACUGUAAAGACGAAGACAACAAGCCAAUAACAAUGCAGAAAAAAGUUCAAAUAAUCACAAACUGCUCAUGCAGUUCUUGUUUAGAAACAUCGAAAAUCAAGCCCGACUAUAAUACACUUCUUCAAACAUUAUCAGAGGAUAAUCUCGAUAAAAAUGUAAAUAUUGUUCAUGAAACUCCGGAUCUUCUACUGAAUCCAAAUCUCAAUGCUUCGAAAAAUACAUCAAGGGACGUACAGGCGAAUGAAAAAUUCCGUCAGCUCUUCAAACAACUCAAAGAGUCGGCGAAACUUGAUGAAUUUAAGGCGAAGGAACUGUUCUCGAAAUUCGAAGAGGAGGAAUUUGAUUUGGAAAAGCUCGAGGAACUGAUUCAUAAAUAUGGUAAAAUUGGUAGUGUUGUAGGUGGUGGUAGUAGUGGUACAGCUGCUGGUAGUGAUCAACAACAACAACAACAACAACAAAUAUCAAAAGAAAAGGAACAGAGUAAAGAAGUUAAUGAACCUAAUGUACCACAAAUACCAGUAGUCGAAGAUGAUGAGGAUGAUGAUGAACUUCCACAAAUACCGCAUCAUAAUGUACCAACGCAUAUGCACCGGGGACCACAUCAUUCAUUGGUAUUGGAACCAGAUGUCAAGGAGAAAAUUGACGUUGAACCACAUUAUCUUCAUCCAGCUGUUGCCGGACAGGAAAUCAGUUAUCAUGACAAUGUUCUAGUGGACAAAGCAAAGAAGAAAGAAUUUUGAAGUCAAAAUUAACAUUUCGUGAUUAGUUGAUUACUUGACGCUGGACGCCAUAUUAUUUUGGCAGAGAAAACGAAAAUAAAAACUCUUUCGAAAGAGUGGGUGCGUGUUUAAUGUUCGAAUUACCUUAUUCACUAAAAAAAAAAAAAAAAAAUCUGUAGGUAUGUUGAGAAAAAGAAACUGCAACCCUGUGUAGAUAAAUCGUAGAAUCAAUGAAUCUUUGAAGGUAUACGACCACAGGUUUCUAUACUGUACUAAAUCCCAAUUUCAAAACAAGAAAAAGAGAUCAUCAAACUUUGAUUCUAGAAUCAGAAUUAUUGAAAAAUAAAUUGUGCCAAAUAAAUUCGAAAAUAAAUUUUAAAUACUCUUAAAAUUUAUUCUCGAAUUUAUUAGAUACAUUUUUAUCACUCGAGUAGAGAGAAAUAUUCAGUGAAGAUAUUUCUUCACUGAUAAUAAAACUUCUUUUGAAUCAAACAUUUUGUGACGCGCUCUAAAGAAAGGUGGAAGAAAACGAAUUUUUGGUUACGUUUAUAUAUUUAUAUUUUUUUGAAAGUUAUAUUUUAAUUCCUUCUCCUUUCUGUAUUUUCACUCGAACGAAAAUUACGAACAUAACCUAAAAAUUAACCAAAAAAAAAACAAUGAAGAAAGAUAGAAACUUUUCUUCAGAGCGCAUUGCAUUUUAUUCUACUCUCAAUUUUUCGGCAAAGCAAAAAUUUAAACAUUUAAAGAAACAAACAAACAUUUAUUUUAACAUCCAAAUAUUCAAAUCACGAUAAAAUUAAAAUUUUAUCGUGAUUUUAAUAUUUGCAUUAUUGGUAAUUAAAAAUAAACUCGAGUGGAAAAUUAAUUAACGAAACGUAAGAACAAAUCUCUAAGAUAAUCGUACAAAAAAAUUAUCGAUAAUUACAAAUUUUUAUUCAUGUGUAAAAAAAAUAAUACAAUCAUAUUGAUGAUCUUUGUUGAUGACGAUGAUUAUGACGAUAAUAAGAAGUUUGAAAUCCGGCUGGGAAAAUGAGUGCAAAAAUGAUAAAUCUGAAAAUGUUCAGUAUUUUACCUCCCAAAAGUUAUAUAUUAAAAAAUAAAAAGGAUGUGAGUCUUAUAUAAAAAAAAUAAUAAUUACGAUAUGUAUUUUUUUGACAAUAUUGUGCGGAAUUCUGCGCGCGUAAAUAAAUACGUAAAUGAUAUAAAAAUAAUUGCAACUCGUUUGAAAAAAAUAUUACAAUAACGACAAGAAAUAUAUUAUUAUUUAUUAAAACAAAUAAAUGGAAAAAAUGAAUAAUAUUUGUUUAAAAAUAACAUUUAAAUGAUAUUUCACAACGAUUGGGAUCACUCAGGAUAUUCUAGGAAUAUCUAUCGUAAUCGGAUUUGGAAAACAUCAAGAUUCUUGUAAACUAGUUCUUUGGAAAUUAGAUAAUCCUUAAAAAAAAAUUCUAGCGAUAUUCUUUGAAAAUUGGGAGAAAUCUAGGAUAUCCUAAAAUUUUCCAAUUUUUUUCAAAUUAGAACUUAAAAUAUCACUAGGAUUUCCUAGAAUUUCUUAGGGAUAUCCCCUUUAAAUUAAGGUACACCUAGAAAAUCCUAGAGAUAUUUUUUGGAGACUAGAAUACUUCUAGGAUUAGUUCAAAUUUUCUAGGGAUAUUCCUUUCAAAGUAGAAAAUAGAAAUUUGCUGGUAUUUCCUAGAAUUUUUUAUGGAUAUUCCUUGUAAAUUAAAAUAAUCCUAGGAUAUGCUAGAGAUAUUGAUUUUAAACUAAGAUAACUUUUGGAUAUCCUAGAAAUAUUCCUUGAAACUUAUAAUAUACCUAGAAUGUCCUAAAAUAUUCUAGAGAUAUUCCUAGCAAAUUAUGAUAAACCUAGAAAAUCCUUGAGAUAUUCCUGAAAAAGUUACAAUAUUCCUAGGAUGUUCAAAAAUUUUCUAUGAACAGUCCUUACAAGUCAGGAUAACCCUAGAAAAUUCUAGAGAUAUCCCUUAUAAAGAAAAAUAUUUGUAGAGUGACCUAAAAUUUUCUAGAUAUAUUCUUUGCCAAUUAUGAUAUCUCUAGAAAAUGAUAAAGAUAUUCCUUGCAAACUACGAUAACCCUAGAAAAUCCUAGAGAAAUUCCUUGGAACUUAGAAUAUUCCUAGGAUGUUCUACGAUUUUCUAUAGAUAUUUUUUGAUAAUUACGAUACUCCUAGAGAAAUUCCUUAGAAAUUAGAAUAUUCCUAGGAUGUCCUAAGAUUUUCUAGGAAUAUUCCUUGCAAAUGACGAUAACCGUAGAAAAUCCUAGAGAUAUUAUUUGCAAACUACGAUAACACUAAAAAAUCUUAGAGAUGUUCUUUGCAAAAUACGAUAAAACUGGAAAAUCCUUGAAAUAUUCCUAGGAAAAUUUACAAUAUUCCCAGAACGUUUUAAGAUUCUCUAGGGAUAUUCCCUGCAUAUCAGGAUAACCAUAGAAAAUCCUAGAGAUAUUCCUUGAAAAUUAUGAUAACCCAAGAACAUUCUAUAGAUUUUCCUUGGAAAUUAGAAUUUUCUUAGAAUGUCUUAAAAUUUUCUAGGGAUAUUCCUUGCAAAUUACGAUAACCGUAGAAAAUCCUUGAGAUAUUCCUGAAAAAUUUACAAUUUCUCUAAGAUGUUCUAAGAAUUUCUAAGAAUAUUCCCUGCAUAUUUCGAUAACCCUAGAGAAUCCUAGAGAUAUUCCUCGAAAAUUGGAAUAUUCCUAGAAUGUAGGAUAUUCAUAGAAAAUUACGAAAACCAAAAAAUUCUUAGAGAUAUUCCUUGAAAAGUAGAAUUUUCUUGGAAUGUCCUAAAAUUUUAUAGGGAUAUUCUUUGCAAACUAUGAUAACACUAGAAAAUCAUUGAGAUAUUCCUGGAAAAUUUACAAUAUUCAUACAAUGUCCUAAGAUUUUCUAGGGAUAUUCCUUACAAAUUACGAUAAGCCUGUAGAAAAUCGUAGAGAUAUUUCUCGAAAAUUAGAAUAUUACGAUAACCCUAAAAAAUCCUAGAAAAAUCUCUUGCAAUUUAGAAUAUUCUUAGAAUGUCCUAUGAUUUUCUAGGAAUUUUUCUUGAAAAUUAUAAUAAUCCUAAAGAGUCUUUUUUUUCUAAGGAUAUUCCAUUUAAAUUAAGAUAACCCUAGAAAAUCCUUGGAAAUUGGGAUAUUCCUAGGAUGUCCUAUGAUUUUUUAAGGAAUAUUUCUUGCAAAUUACUAUAACCUUAAAAAAUUCUUGAGAUAUUCCUGAAAAAUGCCAAUUCCAUGAAUGUCCAUAGAUAUUCCUUGAUUUUUAAAAUAUUCCUAGGACGUCCUGAGAUUUUUCAGCGAUAUUUCUACAGGUUCGAAAUUAUAAUAUCUCUAGGAUAUCCUAUAAUUUUCUAGGGAUAUUUCUCUGAAUUAAAGAUAUUUCCAGGAUACUCUAGAAACAUUGCUUUUAAAUAAAGAUAACUUUAGGAUAUCCUAGAGAUAUUCCUCUUAAAUGUAGGUAACCUAAGGAUAGCUUAGAGAUAUUUCUUACAAAUUAGAAUAUUCCCAAUAUUUUAUGAGACAUCCUAAGGAUAUUAUUCCAAAUUCAGUUGAACUUGGAAUACUAUAGAGAUAUUGCCAGCAAACAAAAAUACUUCUAGGAUAUCCUAAGAAUUUUCAAGGAAUAUUGUUAUAUUCAAGGAAUAUCCCUAUGAUACUAAGGAUAUUUCUUGAAAAUCCCUAGGAAAUUUUCUGGAGUUAUUCUAGAACCAAUAGAUAUCCGAGAAUAUCCCGAAUUAUCCAAAUGCUGUCAGGAAAAGUUAAUAAAAAAUUAUUUUGUCAAUAAUUAGUGAAGUGGUAUGGUGUAUAAAUCUGUGAAUAUGACAUGACCAACAAAGAAAUGCGCUCUGUUAAUACACAGUGCUCCUGGAAUUUUACUCCUGAAUGGAGUUAAUUAGGAGUGAAAAAAAGAAAUCUUAAUAUAUUUAAUUAUUUUUAAUAUUUUUAUUAUUAUUAUUAUUAUUAUUAUUAUUAUUAUUAUUAAUUGUUAUUUAACUACCAGAUACUAAGGAACCGUACAGAAUACGUAAUUUACGUAAGUUACAUAAUAGUUUAAAAUGUACCCGUGUGGAAAUGUUGACCGGGCCCUGGAGAGGGCCAGGUUUAAAACCGAUUAAAACCACGAGACGAGAAUUUGACUCCGAUUACAAUUGUAUUUUAAUUUUUUUAAUAUAUUUAAUUAUAUUUAUAUAUUGUAUAAUUAUAUAUUCUGAAUAUAUUCUUAUUUAUCAUGCCACAAUUGGGCCAGGAUAGGGCCUGAUUGGAAUAAGGUGUGUAUAUUUCUACACGGGUAGUCUCAUUCUCUGUUGAUUGCAUAUACUUUACUGUAAAUUCUCUAUAAAGAAUAAAAUUGUCAAACUGAA
Molecule: messenger RNA, 5552 nt
Organism: Leptopilina heterotoma
Lineage: Eukaryota; Metazoa; Arthropoda; Insecta; Hymenoptera; Figitidae
Exons: 4
Coding region: 142-1203 (353 amino acids)
Biological process (GO): animal organ morphogenesis
Molecular function (GO): BMP binding; receptor ligand activity
Source: RefSeq, a predicted model, not a curated record